UUAUGCUGCGGGGCCAACGAAAGCAGUUCGCAGCUCUGCUGGGGUUUUUUGUAGUCUUGGGGUUUCUGCUCAACGCCCUCGAGAGGGCACGAACAAUGACGGUCAGGAAUCAAGUGACGAAGAAAAAGGACGCUGUAGAGAAAUUCAUUGUUGAUGCGAGCGGCUGUCAAAUCUUGGACCUGAAAGCGUUUUCGGCCAGCGCAAGGGAGUACGUCAAACAACCCGAACCUUUAGUUUGCUCCAAAAAGCGAGGUAAUUAUCGUGUUUCGAGAGCACUGGACGAGGAUUACGUUGAGAAGAGUUCUGUGCCCUCAAAACCUCCCAAAGGUCUAGAAUGCUGCUACAGGCACAUUAUCAGAAGGUCCAAGGACGACGGCAAUAUAAAAUUCAGCGAAGAUUGCCGACCGAUGGACGAGCUUUUGAUGCCGGAGAGCGCGAUGGAGAUCAGGGGCGACGACGUGCCUGAGUUUGUUCGGAUUUCAUGCAAAAAACCAGGCAAGGAUGAAGAAUGGGUCAACGACGAGUACGUUGACUACAGGUUUUUUGUACCAGUGAAGAGCGAGGUGGAGGACAGGUGCAAUGGAAUGCCGAAAAGACCAAAUGAAGUAAGUGUGCUCAUUUUGGGAAUCGACUCCGUCUCCAGGCUGAAUGCUGAGCGCCUGUGGCCUAAAACAAUUCGAAUUCUCAAUGAAAUGUCUGCCGUGACUCUUUUGGGCUACAACAAAGUUGCCGACAACACAUUCCCUAACUUGGUCCCAGUGUUGAUCGGACAGUCCGUGGAAGAGUUAAACGAAGUUUGCGGCUGGCCCGAAGCUUCAAAAGCGUACAUGGAAAAGUUUGACGAGUGUCCCUUUUUAUGGCGCACAUUCUCUGAAAUGGGUUUCCGAACAAUGCUGGCGGAGGAAUGCACGCAUCUCACAACUUUUAACUUUCAGAAAGGAGGUUUUGCUGAGCCACCAACCGAUUACUACCCCCGACCCCUAUUCAUUGCCGCCGAGGAGGAAGUCGGACACACGCAUGCAGACAACUGCGUACUUUGUCAAGGGCCUCGGUCGCAGAUGUCGGUGCUCUUCAACUACGCACAGAAAUUCGCCAGCCGCUUUGCCCUGCAAAGGUACUUUGCUUUCGUGUGGGCAACCAGUUUGACCCACGACGGCCUCAACAUGGCAGCACUGGCGGAUGAGCCCGUGUCAACCACCAUCGAAAACCUCAGGGCCCGCGGCGACCUGAAGAGGACGGUGCUAGUGGUGCUCAGUGACCACGGCGUCAGGACUGGAGACUUUCGUCUUCAUCCACAAGGACGUCUAGAAGAGCGCCUCCCGUUUUUGUCAUUCAUUUUUCCGCCCUGGUUUGAAUCUCAAUUUCCGGAGGCGAUUGCCAAUUUCAAGCAGAACGCUCACGCCCGUUUGACUACCCCUUAUGAUCUGCACUUCACCCUGAAAGACCUCAUUGAUCCUGCCAACACCCUCAAUAGAAAUGAACUUGCUACUCGCCAAAGAGAAUUGGACCAAGAGAAUAUUUUGCCUAGAGGAAUGAGCAUGUUUCUUAGAAUUCCUGAGUGGAGGAAUUGCUCAGCGGCGCACAUUCCGCGCCACUGGUGCGCCUGUCUCACCUAUCAACCCCUGUCGCUAGAUGACCCUGACCUGCAAACCGCAGCACUUGCCCUUGUGGAGCACAUCAACGAGAAGUUCUUAAAUCCACACCCUCAGUGCCGGCAACUAACCUUGUUGCGGGUUGUGGAGGCCCGAGUCGGACUUGCGCCGGAAAAUGGGCCGAAAGAAGAGACUUCAGGACUGCGAGAUUACGCCAUGACGGUGGAGACGAGUCCUGGUGGAGCCUUGCUGGAAGGGGCUGUGAGGGCUUAUCGUCACCGCGGUCGCAACAAUGUGCUUAAAUAUGAGGUAGCCGACACCGUCAGCAGGGUUAACAGAUACGGUUCGCAAUCAAGGUGUGUCGACGAUUGGGUAGCUAAACUUUACUGCUACUGUGACUGAUGUGGCGGAUAAAAAGUGAUAACAGAAAAUAUUCCAAUGCAGCCAAUGCUCUUUUACAAUAAAAGGAAAUUUAGUUAUUUUA
Molecule: messenger RNA, 2076 nt
Organism: Neocloeon triangulifer
Lineage: Eukaryota; Metazoa; Arthropoda; Insecta; Ephemeroptera; Baetidae
Exons: 8
Coding region: 3-1994 (663 amino acids)
Source: RefSeq, a predicted model, not a curated record